Messenger RNA from Mya arenaria, 2437 nucleotides. RefSeq names its product flavin-containing monooxygenase 5-like. Gene Ontology annotation, molecular function: N,N-dimethylaniline monooxygenase activity; NADP binding; flavin adenine dinucleotide binding. The record is from RefSeq and is a predicted model, not a curated record. The coding region runs from base 99 to 1694 and encodes 531 amino acids. Lineage: Eukaryota; Metazoa; Mollusca; Bivalvia; Myida; Myidae. The transcript has 7 exons.
UGUCCUACAUUGAAGACGUCCCGGAUUUAUUUUUUCAUCCCGUUAUCAGAUUGACAUUUUCGUACUGUACGAUACUCUUCUGAAGCAUUAACAGAAAAAUGGCUAAGAAACGAGUGUUAGUGAUAGGGGCGGGUGCCAGCGGAUUAACGGCCAUCAAGUGUUGCCUUGACGAGGGACUUGAACCAGUCUGCUUCGAACGUUCUUCCUACAUGGGUGGUCUGUGGCACUACACGUCCGAGGUUGAGGAAGGACAGGCAUGCGUGAUGAAGUCAACUGUGAUAAACACGUCUAAGGAGAUGAUGUGUUACAGUGACUUCCCGAUCCCUGCUGAGUUCUCAAUCUACAUGCACAAUACCCAAGUGGACAGGUACCUGAACAUGUAUGCAGACGAAUUUGGAAUGAAAAAGUACAUCCAGUUUAAUAGGGAGGUUGUCAGUGUAAAGCCUUCGACAUCGGGCAAAGGAAAAUGGGACGUAGUGAGUAAGGCGAAGGGCUCGAGUAAUUCUGACACCCAAACGUACGAUGCUUUGCUGGUAUGCACGGGCCACCAUGCCAACAAGAACAUCCCCGAUUUUCCCGGGCUCGACAAGUUCAAAGGGGACGUCGUACACACGCACGACUUCAAGGAUCACCAUGGCUACGAAGAUAAGCGCGUCCUUGUCAUAGGGAUAGGAAACUCAGGUGGCGAUGUGACCACUGAGCUCAGCAGAAUCUCGUCUAAGGUAUAUUUGAGCACACGGUCCGGCGCGUGGAUAUUCAACAGAGUGGCGGAAGACGGGGAUCCUUGGGAUAUGCGUGCAACUACACGAUUUGAUAAGGCCAAACGAAAGACAUUGCCUUGGAACAUGCUCCAAAGUUUCUUUAUCAAGAAUCUAAAUAAAAAAUUCGACCAUGCGAAGUAUUGCCUUCAGCCAAACUUUCCUCCUUUUAGCUCCCACCCAACGAUGAAUGACGAGCUUCCAAACAGGAUUGUCAUAGGAAGCGUGGUUGUGAAAGCUAACGUCAGCCGCUUCACCGAAAAUGGGGUGGAGUUUGAAGAUGGGACGAAAGUUGAUAACAUCGAUAAAGUUGUAAUGGCCACGGGGUACAUUUUUGGGUUCCCGUUUCUUGACAAGAGUAUCACAGAGGUAAAAGAGAACAAGGUGAAUCUUUUCAAGUACAUGUUUCCGCCAGAUGAUGAGCACCACACCCUGGCGAUCAUCGGUUGCUUCCAGCCCCUCGGCGCUAUUAUGCCGCUCAGCGAAAUGCAGUGCCGUGUGGCCACGAAGGUCUUCAAGGGAGAGAUUAGCCUGCCCGACCGGUCGGCGAUGUGGGAGGACAUCCGGAACAAGCAGGUGACCAUGGCGCAGCGCUACAAGACGUCCACAAGACAUACAAUACAAGUAGAUUACGUCGAUUUCAUGGACGAACUAGCCGAACUUAUUGGAUGCAAACCAAAUCUUGGAAAACUGGUUCUUACUGACCCAAAGUUGGCUUUUGAUGUAUUUUUCGGUCCUGCGUCUCCCUACCAGUACCGCCUUCAUGGACCCGGUGCCUGGAAGCCAGCCCGGAAAUAUAUCCAGACUCAGUGGGAACGGACGUACAAGCCCCUCACUACUCGCCCAUGCAAAGCGAACAAGGCAGGGAGCUUCGGUCCAAUGACCAUAAUGGUCGUUUUGAUAAUUGCUUUCGUUGCUUACUUUUUGGCGUUCUAGGAGAUAUGAACGGAUUAUAAGUAUCUUCCAUGGCCGAUAGUGUAAGAUUGGAUAUUCCGACCCGAGCGUAGGGUGUUUUGCGGAAACGAGGUUAACCGAGUUUCCGCAAAACACCCUGCGCGAGGGUCGGGAUGAACCUAACUUACACGAGCGGCUAUGGUAGAUAGUUUUCUCCCACCUCUGUUAAACAAAAUUAAGUAAAAAUGUAUUUUUUUGCCGGAACUCUGUUGUGCUUAGUAAAAAUAAUUGCGUACGGAUUUGCAAUAAUUCGUGGUUGUCAUGGAUAUUCGCGCAGUGAUUCAGAGUACAUAAAUGGUCUGAUCGGUCUUUAAAUAGUUCUAAGAAGAGUGAAGCAUUAUUUCUUGAAAGGUGCGUGAAAACUGUUUUCUGGUGACAUUUGAAGCGAGAAAUAAUUAACUCGCGUUCUAAAUAUUGCCACCAGACAAUGUUUCCGUGAUGCGCUACAGACGACAGUCUUCAAAAAGGGAGGUAAUUACAAUGUGGUGACCAUUAAAAGAAGUUCCAUACGGGCAUUUUAUCUUCGCCCGUGGGCAAGAUAAGAAUUUCUAGCAUGGUCAAAUUAAUGGAUCUACUUAUCUGAGGUGGGAGAAAACACAUUCUGUGUUUAGCGUCCUAUGGACACCUAUGUGUAUUAUUAAAUAAAAAGUGAAACUCCAGUUUGAAAACGUUAAAGCUGCACUUUCACAUAUGAACCAUUUUUACAAUUUUUUUUAUUUUUUGUC